GUCCUAUCACACUUGCGACUUGUCAGUCUUUCAAGUGAGUUAGUGAUAAGAGUUUAAAACGUUUCUUGCUUGACAAGUUUCAUUGAAUGUAUCGAUCAUUAUGUUUUUCAAACAUUGCUAAAAAUAUUUAUCAUUGUGAAGGUUCGAGCGUAUAAGUGAACUUAUAUUUAUUUGAAUAAAAUAGUAAAAGGACGAUAGAAUAUUGCGAGUGCUAGCUUCUCAAGUAAUCUGUGGAAGGCAAGCAAUAUACCUAUAUAUGAAGAGCAGAGCCACAUUGAAAAAUGUUAUUCUUAUGAAUGCUAUUUUUUUCUCUGAUAUUAUUUUAUUCAUCAACUAUUAUUGGAAAAAACAGCAUCUACUGCUAUUUUUUCCCAUCUGAAAUAAUCGAAAGAACUUCAACAUGUCCAGCAAUAGCAACGUUAAUACAGUUCUUGGGAAAGUUUCUGUUCACAAGUUGGGAAGAACGCUAACUCAUGAACAUGUGACACUCAGUUUUGAUAAAUUUUUCUCCCCACCGCCAAGACAUCUAGAAUCCUAUUUAAGUGGAGGUAUUUCGCUCGAGAAUGUUGGAAUUGUAAGACAAUAUCCAUACAGCUGCAAGUACAAUUUAGAGUUCAGGGGACCUGAAGUCGACGAAGCUGUAAUUGAGGAUCUAAGGUUUUUUAAGAAAUGUGGUGGUGGAACCAUAAUUGAGAAUACAACUUAUGGCCUGAACAGAAACAUUCCUUUGAUGCUUAAAGCAAGCAAAGAGACUGGAGUCAAUAUAAUUCUCGGCACAGGGUAUUAUGUGAGUGGAGUUCAAGGCAGAUCAGCGUUAAGUAAAAGCUCAGAAGAAAUGUACAACUAUAUGAAAGCCGAAUUGCUUGAUGGAUGUUUAGGAUUUCCUGAUGUCAAGUGUGGUAUGAUUGCGGAGCAAGCCAGCUCUUGGCCAAUAGAUGAUUUUGAGAAGCGAGCGAUUGAGAGUGCAGCCCAAGUGCAGUCGGAGGUGAACUGUGCGGUGAGCUUCCACCCAGGCCGUGACCAGCAGGCUCCCUUCGAGAUACUGCGCAUAUUUCAGGAAGCCGGAGGCAAGGCUAGCAGAACUGUCAUGUCGCAUCUUGAUAGGACGCUAUUAACAGAGGAGUCGCUAUUGGAGUAUGCGGCACAAGGAGGUUACUGUCAGUUUGAUCUGUUCGGGACGGAAUGCUCACUUUACCAACUGAAUCCAUCCGUCGACAUGCGGUCUGAUGCACAGAGAAUCGAUCAAAUUAUUACCAACUUUAUAAUGCAAGGAAAUGAUUCUAUAUUGGGAAACUUCUCAAUAAUAUGGUUCAUACAUUUUCAGAUGAAAUUCGGAGGCCAUGGAUUUUCACAUCUACUGACCAGUGUGGUGCCAAAAAUGCUUGUGAAAGGUAUAUCACAACGACAAAUCGACAAGAUUCUCAUGGAUAAUCCGGCCUCUAUGCUGUGUGGCUGACAAACAAAGGACCAAGUAGGCUACUUCUAUGACAUUCACAUUCAUUUUGAACUGUUAUUGUAUCGAUUGAAUAGGAAGCAUUGAUGAUUUUAAUAGAAAAUACUGAUAGCUUAAAGUGAAACUCACUGUAUAAAAUUGACAACAUAUACAAUAAAGUGAAAAAUACUAUACGUGAUAAUAGGGAUGUUACCAAGUCAACAAAUCCACAGAUAGAAAACGGACAACUUCAUUUGAUUCAUUAUCUGAAUGGGAAAUACUUUCAAAAUAGAAUAAUGAAAUUUCACUUUUUGUGUGAUUGA
Messenger RNA from Nilaparvata lugens (brown planthopper), 1755 nucleotides. RefSeq names its product phosphotriesterase-related protein. Gene Ontology annotation, molecular function: hydrolase activity, acting on ester bonds; zinc ion binding. The record is from RefSeq and is a predicted model, not a curated record. Gene Ontology annotation, biological process: catabolic process. NCBI's taxonomy places the organism in Eukaryota, Metazoa, Arthropoda, Insecta, Hemiptera, Delphacidae.